UUUUUGACAUAUUACUUAGUGGUGUGAGACAUUGAAGCCCAUGCAAAUACAAAAGCCUGAGAGAAGCAUUUAUUCUGUGCAUAUUCCAGGAAGAAACAGAACCUUUUACUCUUUCUUGCUCCUUAAGCAGCUUUGCAUGAUAAGAAAAGGAACUGGUAAGCUUUGGUUAUCUAUUUUUAGUGUCUCUGAUAAUUUACUACCCCCAGCAGCUAUAUGCGGUUGACGUGGACUAAGCCAGUGUAAGUUUCACAGAAAACGAUGAUCAGCAUCAACCAUGGCAAACGGUGGGAGCUUCAACGUCAACAUUUAUGAAGAGGAUUAUGACUAUGAAAAUCUUGGCGAAAGUGGACCCAGUCAGGACCCUUUCCAACUCUUCAAAGAACCAGCAUGUAAUGUUCAGGGCAAUCCUGGAGACAUACAGAUGGAAAUGUUCACAAAAAACUCAGACACAUCUGACAGCGAGUCAACAAGCAGCAGCAAAGAAUCAUAUAAUGGAUGCCGAUUGAGAUCUUUGCAAAGAAACAACUGGUCAGCCGCUACAAGGAGGGUACUCUCCUCCAUGCCCAGUCGUAAAAUUGGGUUACAUAGUUCUGCAGGCAUGGCUGUGCGAGAAACAUGUGCACUACCGACACACCAGACCUCGUCCCGUGUCUCCCUCCACAUCCCCAGAGUGACCCAGGACGAUAUCACAUCACCAGAGUUUGAGGAAAUUAGUACUGAAGACGAAGCAAAUAAUUUGGCUGGUUCAGGCUUGUGGUGCACUGAAACCAAUAAGGAGCAGCUGGUGUCAGAUCUCCGAGGCCUCUCUGAGAGUGAAGGCUUGCGUAAGCUGCGAGCCAUGCCACUCAGCCUGGCGGACAAGAUGGAAAUCAGGAAGCAUUUUUUUAGCCCUUUAGCUAAGAAUUUGGUCAUCAACAGGAACUUCCCUUGUCGUAAUCUUCCAUGCAUGUACCUUUCAAGGAUGUGGCGCCAUUGCAGAUAUGCCCCCCGAUUUUCUACCUCUCUCAAGUUGUGGAACUCAUCCAUGAAAAAACUGAGUGGACGUUAUGGAACCGGAGUUCUCUCCUACUUCACUUUUCUCCGAACGCUCCUGUUCAUCAACCUGCUUUUCUUCAUUACUACCUUCUUGUUUCUGGUUCUUCCUCAAGCCAUCCACCCUCCACCUGAUUCCCAUGGCGAGUCUUUCUCUUGGAUUGAAAUUUUCACGGGCAUGGGUUACCUUUCUCGGAGCUUGAUGUUUUAUGGUUACUACUCAAACAUCACGAUUAAAACUACGAGCAUAACAUCUAUGGUACCUUAUUGCAUACCAACUGCCUAUUUUUUUACCAUCACAAUUUCCUUCUUUAUUAUCUGCAUUAUUCUGGUGUACAGCAUGUCCAAGUCUUUUGGGAAAAGCUUUCAGGUGUUCAAGUCAGACGGGAAUCUGUCAGAAAACGUUUUCUGCUCCUGGGACUUUAAAGUCACCAAAAAGCCUUCCAUCAGACUUCAGUCUGAGAAGAUCAGCACUCAGCUCAAAGAGCAGCUUUCUGAGCUGGCCAGCAGAGAAGAGGAAAGGACUCUCAUGCAGCGGUUCCGCAACUUCCUUGUGCACGUGGCAGCAUGGUUCAUUUGCCUAGCGAGCAUCUUCUUCAGUGCCUUGGGUGUCUACUUUCUUUCAAAGACCAUCAGUAAAGUGCUUCAGAAUCUUGAUUUGCUGUUCAUGGCUGCAGUGGUGUCUGGAUUCAACCUGCUGCUGCCUGGGAUCUUCAAUUUCUGUGCUUGGAUGGAGAAGCAUAACUCGCCCUGCACACGUGUCUAUGUCUCCAUCUUCAGGAACCUGCUGCUGAAGAUCAGCCUUGUUAUCAUACUGUGUUACCACUGGCUUGGAAAAAUUGCUGUGGAACAAGACCCUCAAGUUUCAAAGUGCUGGGAGAAUUUUGUGGGGCAGGAACUUUAUCGCCUGCUCCUGAUGGACUUCAUCUUUACAGUGCUUUACACUUUUCUAGGCGAGUUCGUAUGGAGGAUUUUCUCCCAAAAAAUCUUAAGAAAGAACAGAAAGCCAGUGUUUGACAUUGCUCGAAAUGUUCUGGAACUUAUAUAUGGACAAACGCUGACUUGGCUUGGGGUGUUGUUUGCUCCUCUCCUCCCCGCUGUCCAAAUUGCAAAACUGUUUGUGCUGUUUUACAUGAAGAAGAACAGCCUGAUGCUCAACUGUCAGGCAUCUAAAAAGCCCUGGAGGGCAACUCACAUGACAACAGCAUUCAUUACUCUCUUGUUCUUCCCCUCAUUUCUUGGUGCUGCUGUUUUUGUUGCGUAUACAGUUUGGAAAAUCAAACCAUCAUCAGGAUGUGGCCCUUUCAGGAACCUAACCAGUAUGUUAGAAUCCGUGAAGCUGUGGGCUGAGAGGAUGAAGGACCAUCACCAAAUUCUUUCUUGGCUCUUUCGAGCUUACAAUGCUUUCACAGAUAACCCGAUCUUCUUGUUCAUGCCCUCUGGACUAUUUCUACUGUUGAUAUAUUUCCGUAUUCAGGUAGUAGAUGGCCAAAGGAGAAUCAUCAGACGGUUAGAAAAGCAAAUUGACGAUGAAGGUAAAGACAAAAAAUUCCUCAUCACCCAACUGCAGUAUUGGUAUGAGGAAAAUAAUCCAAAUUCUAGUAAGAGACAAAGGUGAACUGGGUUCACUUCCUUCUUGGACACCUUUCUGAGGAAGAUGAUACCUCCACGUUGUCAUGCACGCUUGUCAUUAAAUUGUGUUAUCAUCACUGACAUGUCUAGACAUUGAGAACUUCCCUCAUAAAUACCAUAGAAAAAAAACAGGAAAAGCAGCAACAAACUUUGUGAAGUUUUGAUAUACUUUGUGAUAUUUGAUUAAUUUACAACAGGUUGAACUCUUCUGCAUCCUUUUACUAUUCUAAAUAAAAGACUUUGUAUACUAUGUAAUUUUAGAUUCACUUUAAAGUUUUUGUUUGUAAAAUGCAAAAAUAAAAUUUUACCGCAUAUUAUAAUUCUCCAAAUGUGUCAUGGGGCUUUACACAAUAGUCCACAGGAGUAAUUCUCUGAGCUGUGACGUUGUCUUUCUAAAAAUAUUCCAGAGAUGGUGUUUGCAGGUUUCUGCAGAAAAUCAUAUAUUGGUAUAACUUCAUUAUUUUUCAUGAAGGAAAAUUUUCCUGUCAGCCUGGUGGAAAAACUAUUCUACACAUUACAAAUCUUUACUUAAAAUUGUACAACAUUUUAAAGCAUGCACUGUCAAGUAAUUGAUGGCCUUUUUCCUGAGAUGAGUCAUUUAUCUUCAUAAGAACAAAAUAUUUUUACUGAGAAUUUCUUUAGUUUCUCAUUGCUGAUCAAUGCCAUGCUAAAAUGUGUAGAAGAGAACUAAAUAGAGCUUAAAGUGUCUGAUAGAAAUCCGGAAUGACUGGAAGGCUUUUAUUUGGAAGGCUUUAGAACAGAGAAGUGGGUGUUGAAAACCUUUUACUAAACAAUCUCUGUCUGCAAAACACAUGGACUUUUGUAACGGGGGCAACAAAAAUGUUUCACAUAUAUCUAAUUUAUAUAGUACACAACACACUCAUGUGCACUACAAAAAUUAUCUCAAGUUAAAAAAGGGAUAAUUGGGAUUUAUUUUUUGUCGUGAGGUUUUAUGAAGAUACUAUUAAUAUUUCCCGUAGAAACAGUCCUAUUUGUGUGAGUUAUUUUAAAAUGUUGACGUCUGUUAAAUUGGGGAGGAGAAAAUCUGUCUGGCUGUUACUUUGGACCACUCUGAGGAUUGCUUUGUUUUUCUACAAUCUCGCUGAGAUAUAUCUGCUUCAGAUAAGGGGCUGGUAGCAACUCGCUAUAACAUGCCUUUGGUGUCAUCUCAAGCACUUUUGGGCAAGUGUUUGGGCACAUCCUGGUCAGGUAGUCAGUCCUUAAUGAUGUCCCAUCAUUUGUGAUAAUUGUUUUCAUCAUACAUGCCAAAAUUCAUAGAAUAGAUAUGCUUUACUGUUGUUAUCCCUCUGUUUGCUUGAACUUGUGAAUUGUUAUGGAAUAUUUAGUGCAGAAAACUAAAAGCUCUCAUAUUAGCAAAAAUGGGUUGUAAAAAAUACUAUAGUAAAUAAUAUCAAAUUAACAACUGUCAGUCAUGUUUUGACUGUUUUUAUAUAAUCUCAAAAUGAAUUUCACUGAAAACUUCAGUGCAAAUAAACUUAUGUAACAUAUCCUCCAUGGAAUAUUUUCUUUUUUUUCUCCAUUUCCUGUUUACCGCAUCAGAUGUUGUGCAACAAAAAAAAAAAUGUUUAUAACUGUUCAACAGUAGUAAUCACCUGUUUAAGGUUUUCCCCUGGCUGCUUAACAGGUUUUGUGACAUUGAUCUGUUUGAAAGCAUUUUUCGUUUGAACUUGAGAUAAAAACAAAACUAAAAGAAGGAGGAAACUUUCUCCUCCUACGUAUAAGGAAAUAUACUCAUUUCAAAAAGUAUAAAUCAGGCUUCGUCCACUUGUUGGGCAUAAUUUUUCCUUCCAUUUGUCUCACAUCUGCGUCUGGAUAAUGGCCUCUGGUAAGGGAAAACUUCCAUUCAUGAUUUUAACUUCUAAUUUGUGUAGUUUUUUUUGCCUGAAUUUUUUUCUUGGUGAAAAGAAUAUUAAAAAGGAUGAUGAAUUCUAUUUAUUUCAGAUAUCGGUGAGAGAGCACCUAA
Xiphophorus maculatus (southern platyfish) is the source of this 4648-nucleotide messenger RNA. RefSeq names its product transmembrane channel-like protein 6 (gene tmc6a). NCBI's taxonomy places the organism in Eukaryota, Metazoa, Chordata, Actinopteri, Cyprinodontiformes, Poeciliidae. The record is from RefSeq and is a predicted model, not a curated record. Gene Ontology annotation, molecular function: mechanosensitive monoatomic ion channel activity. The transcript is spliced from 20 exons. Bases 275 to 2650 code for a protein of 791 amino acids. Gene Ontology annotation, cellular component: plasma membrane.